AUGAGCGCUCCGGGGCCAAUCGAGUUUACAAUAUUUGACCUCCCUGCCGACUCGAAGGGUAGUAUUCAGGUCAACCUCAACAUAGCCCUAAUAGUUAUCUCAUCAACUUUACUGUUCACUCGGCUGUAUGUUCGCGGCUUCAUGGUCAAGGUGCUUGGGCUGGAUGACCUACUAGCGGCAAUCGCAUAUGUCAUACUGACAGCGCAAGCCGUACUCGAGAUCCUAGCAGUGGGAGUUGGAUCAGGGACACAUAUGAGCGAAAUACCGCCCCAGAGAAUCCCAACUUUCUUCUCGUAUCUGGUGACACUCCAGCUCCUGUACUACUGGGGCACCGGGAUUGUGCGUCUCUCAAUAGCAGCCUUCUAUCCACGAUUGAGCCACGACAGAACGUUUCUGCGAUGCAUCUAUGCAGUUUCAUUCGUGAUUAUCUCCAUCACUCUUAUCGCGUUCUUUUUCGAACUUGCGGAGUGUAAACAUGUCCCCGAUCUCUGGGAUGUCACUGCCCCGGGUCGAGAAUGUCUAGAUAAAGCCAAGGAGGCACCAAUGAUAUGGGCUCACGGAGCGGUCGGCAUCCUCAUCGACAUCUGCCUCGUCGCACUGCCAAUAUGGGUCAUUUACUCGAAGAUGAAGUUCUCUGCCAAGACGGUCCAGGUGAUACUUGUCUUCUGUGUCGGUAUCUUCGGUGUGAUCACGGGUAUCGUUAGACUCAUCAUCAACAUCAACACUGAUUUCACAACAGACACAACCUACAAAAUGGCCCGCGUGGCGCCAUGGACCGAUAUAGAAGGGCAUAUAGGUCUCUGGACGGCGUGUUUCCCGGCGUUGCAGCCCCUGAUCCGACUCGCAAGCUACAAGCUGGGCUUCCGCUCGACACUCGGCAGCACAAAUAAGAAGUCGCGGACAGGGGGCACGGGCACGGGUGGAAACAAGUGGCCGAGCAGCCAUGGCGCCCGGUCUCAAGGCUACGCCAGCUUCAACGACGACAAGGACGACACUGGUAGCGGGCGGGCUAUCGUCACAGGUGGAAGCCCUGGCAAAAGGAGCCUGGCGGAUCUGGAGAUGCACGACCUCGAGUCCCGGAGGGCCGAGGGUAGCACGGGAACAAGGCUUCCUAGAAAUGCCAUUUACAAGCGCACAGACGUCAAAGUGCAGGUCAUGGAUACGAGAGAUCAGCGCCAGCCAGGUCAUUGGGAUGCCUUAUAA
Messenger RNA from Neoarthrinium moseri, 1203 nucleotides. RefSeq lists its product as uncharacterized. The transcript has 6 exons. The record is from RefSeq and is a predicted model, not a curated record. Lineage: Eukaryota; Fungi; Ascomycota; Sordariomycetes; Amphisphaeriales; Apiosporaceae. Bases 1 to 1203 code for a protein of 400 amino acids.